Dufourea novaeangliae is the source of this 1264-nucleotide messenger RNA. RefSeq names its product transmembrane protein 205. NCBI's taxonomy places the organism in Eukaryota, Metazoa, Arthropoda, Insecta, Hymenoptera, Halictidae. The record is from RefSeq and is a predicted model, not a curated record. The transcript has 4 exons. The coding region runs from base 347 to 1264 and encodes 305 amino acids.
UCCCCAAAUUGCUGAACUCAUCCCUCGUGAAUUCAGGGUUUCCCAAAUGGCAAACCCCUUCGAUCCGUUGGAUCCCGUGAUUGGACGAUCAUCGACCGAUGGUGGGGCGGUAUAAAAGGGGAUUACAUUCACGGAGCGGCGCACUGUGCGACAGUACAAGUUCGUGGUAGCGUCGAUUCGUCUCGCGACUUUCAAAAUUCUCUCUGAAACAGUUUUACUUUCGAAAUUCCAAAGUUCUCAUUGUACGGUAAUUGGUGAAACACACGAUUUGUCGUUCGUUUUUCGAGGCCAAAUUUCGUUUUUCUUUCCGUUUACGACACCACGAGAGCUGCCACAGAGAAGAACCAUGUGUGUCCGUACAUUGGUUGGUAUCGAAGCCAUGGAGCCGGUAGUGGAGCAUCAUCAGCAGAAUAACAAGGUGCAAAAAGCAAAAGAGAAGUACAUGAAACUGCACGACGAGCGUGUGACCAAGAAGCUCGAUGUCAUCGAGGAACAGAAGACGGUUUUUAUUCCAGAAUUGGCCGAUGACAUCUUGAGGGCCAGCACCAUAAAUUACAGCUCCCUUCUGAAAGUGUUUACGAAAUUCUACGAAUCGCUACAACAGACGGAACUGUUCAAAAUUCUGUUUUAUACCACACAACCGGCUCACGUUAUCAUGAUCGCAGCGGUCUUGUGCGUGACAUCGGCUAUGGUCCCAACGAAAGACAGGGUGCAAAGUGCUGGUCAUCCUCACUCGAGAACAGCCUCCUUCAUUUAUUUGGCUUCCUUUAUCAUGCAUCUUGGUGCCCAGAUCUGGAUGACAUUUGUCUCAGGUCUCUCCUUAUAUUUCGCAUUACCAAGACAUACGUUUGGCGAGGUGCAACGGAUCCUGUUCCCAAGAUACUUUACCAUUAACGCGUGUCUCAGUCUCACUACGCUUUUAAUUUUUGUGAAACAUCAUCCGAUGCACACAUGGGACACCGAAAUUACCACACAGGUGGGUGCAAUGUCUUGUGCAUUUUUCUUGGAGUUGAUAAUAAGACUCUAUCUGACACCACCUCUCCUGCAAUUGAUAGUUCGAAAGAACACACUGGAGCGUGCAGCCGGAGUCGGUAAUGAAAUUGGUCGCCACAAUCCGGGUCCGUUGAAGUACUGCCCACAUUACUUGAAUAUUCACAAAGCUUUUCGACGUGUUCACGUUUACAUUGCCAUGGGAAAUAUGGUGACAAUGGGGUGCACAGUGUUGCAUCUCCAUUAUCUAGCCAGCAAAUUGUGUGUUCUUUAA